Molecule: messenger RNA, 1083 nt
Organism: Indicator indicator
Lineage: Eukaryota; Metazoa; Chordata; Aves; Piciformes; Indicatoridae
Gene: NEUROD1
Product: neuronal differentiation 1
Exons: 1
Coding region: 7-1083 (358 amino acids)
Biological process (GO): nervous system development; regulation of DNA-templated transcription
Molecular function (GO): protein dimerization activity
Source: RefSeq, a predicted model, not a curated record
CUCACCAUGACCAAGUCGUACAGCGAGAGCGGGCUGAUGGGCGAGCCCCAGCCCCAGGGCCCCCCGAGCUGGACGGACGAGUGCCUCAGUUCUCAGGACGAGGAGCACGAGGUGGACAAGAAGGAAGAGGAUUUGGAGGGUCUGCACGGCGAGGCUGAGGAGGACUCGCUGCGGAACGGUGAGGAGGAGGACGAAGAGGACGACUUGGACGAAGAGGAGGAAGAAGAGGAGGAAGAGGAGGACGACGACCAGAAGCCCAAGAGGCGGGGCCCCAAAAAGAAGAAGAUGACCAAGGCGCGCAUGGAACGGUUCAAGCUGCGGCGCAUGAAGGCCAACGCCCGGGAGCGCAACCGCAUGCAUGGCCUGAACGCAGCCCUGGACAACCUGCGGAAGGUAGUGCCCUGCUACUCCAAGACACAGAAGCUGUCCAAGAUCGAGACCCUGCGCCUGGCCAAGAACUACAUCUGGGCGCUCUCCGAGAUCCUGCGCUCAGGCAAAAGCCCCGACCUGGUCUCCUUCGUGCAGACCCUCUGCAAGGGCCUGUCGCAACCCACCACCAACCUGGUGGCCGGCUGCCUGCAGCUCAACCCGCGGACUUUCCUCCCUGAGCAGAGUCAGGAGGUGCCGCCCCACGUGGCGGCGGCGGGGGCGCCCUUCCCGGCCCACCCCUACCCCUACCAGUCUCCGGGGCUCCCUAGCCCUCCCUACGGCACCAUGGACAGCUCCCAUCUCUUCCACAUCAAGCCGCCGCACGCCUACGGCGCCGCGCUCGAGCCCUUCUUCGAGAGCGGCCUGGCUGAGGGCGCCAGCCCCGCCUUCGACGGGCCGCUCAGCCCGCCCCUCAGCGUCAACGGAAACUUCUCCUUCAAGCACGAGCCGGCCGCCGACUUCGACAAGAGUUACGCCUUCACCAUGCACUACCCCGCCGCCGCCGCGCUGGCCGCCGCUCCCGCCCACGCCGCCAUCUUCCCGGCCGCUGCCUCACGCUGCGAGAUCCCGGUCGACGGCCUGGCGCCCUACGAGGGUCACCCCCACCAUGAGCGGGUCCUCAGCGCACAGCUCAACGCCAUCUUCCACGACUGA